This is a messenger RNA of Bolinopsis microptera, 2314 nucleotides long. RefSeq names its product splicing factor ESS-2 homolog. The transcript has 9 exons. The record is from RefSeq and is a predicted model, not a curated record. Lineage: Eukaryota; Metazoa; Ctenophora; Tentaculata; Lobata; Bolinopsidae. The coding region runs from base 1 to 1224 and encodes 407 amino acids. Gene Ontology annotation, cellular component: catalytic step 2 spliceosome.
AUGUCUAAUUCACAAAAAGCAAAAAUUCACAAGGACGUUAAGGGUCGGAUAAUAUUGGACGAAGAGAAGUACGUGGAGUGCCUGGAUCACAUAAUAGAAAGAGACUUCUUUCCUGAUCUGAAGAAACUUAGGAGGGAGACUGGAUGUUUACCUGCUGAAUCUGAAAGGAUUGAUUUGAGUAAUGAAACGUUCGACACGCCGAUGUUGACUGGGGGUGGAGACAUGGCCACACCGAGCCAGGGCGUAAAGGAGCAAGCAGCAGUCUUAUCAGCUCCUAUAAGGGCGGAUUCCAGCUUGGACAAGUUUUUAAACAAGCACACGAGUGAAGAUAACGCAUCUUUCGAUGAAAUAGUGGCGGAGGAAACAGCUAAAGCAGAUGAGAAGGCUGUCGGCUUGUUCGCACCUUCACUCGAGUACAAACCUGACCUGGCCGCCAUCGGAUACCAAGAGAGCCUGAAGGUUAACAAGCCACCAGACAGGUGGACCUUCAAGAUGAGGAAUGACCUGUUGUUCCCGCCUCAGGGACUCAUGAUUAAAGAUGUAGAUAAUCCUAAUGCUAAUCGACAGAUAGUUCACAGUAAUACUGGGUUACCGAACUCCUUUGUCCAAGAGAGUUUAGCCAAGAAGAUGGCUCCAGUUAUUGGAAAAGAUAAGAUAGGCGUGGACGGUAAACCAAUGGACGGGAACGCGACCCCGCGAGUUAAAGGUUACGCGUACUGCGCCACGCCUCAGAUAGAGCCAGGGGUGGGUGCCUCGCCCCUGAUGACAUGGGGAGAAGUGGAGACCACUCCCCAGAGAAUAGAGGGCACCACCCCAGUCAGGCACUCUGGUCCUGCUUUUAAGAUACCCCAGGUGCCGGAGAAGGACAGAUUAGGACACGCUCUAGCUGACCGCGUCAACAAGAGACACAAACAGCGACACGACAAGGCUAUGACUGCUAUGAAGAAACUUGCUAACUCGGCCGGGUUGACUCCCUCUCCACUGCGCGACCUCUCCGGUCUGUCCCCAGCUGCGCGGCGCCUGGCUCUCGCCACCUCCUCCAUGCGAUCCAGCUCAGCACGCAGCAACAUCUUCUCAACCACCCCCAACAAGACCACACCUGUCAGAACUCCCGGCUGGGAUAGUCCUAAAGGCAAGUGGACUCCCUCGGACACUCCCUCGGACACUCCCUCGGACACUCCCUCAGGUACCCCUGAUAGUGUAGUCACGGGAUCAGAAACUUGACAUUAUAACACCACACACUGUGGGGGCUGAACAGUGGGACAUGGUGUUUUAAGUCUAUGAACACCAAGACGUAUUGGAUACACGCAAUAGAAUUCUUGGUAACUGUAAAAGAAUUCUUGGUGACUCUGCUCAAUUGUUUGUGUGCACUGUGCAGUGAUGUGUUGAAGUAGAUUUAGGGUUGCAUCUGUUUAUAAUCCGCGUACAAACUGUAUGCUACUACUACUAGUAGUACUACACUUACAGUAAACCACGUAGACACCUCAUUUUCUGCUUUUAAACAAAUUGUUUGAGAUGCGCUUUUAUUGAGAUACUGCAUUUGCAGAGCAAAAGUUAUUGGCACUUCCCAAAUGAACAUCAACAAUUACAAUGACAGCGGGAAUUUUCAUUUUUUAUAAUUAUUUAUAUGUUUUAAUUGGUUAUUUAUUGAUUAAGGGAUUAUUUCAUUUGUGCGUCGAUUCUUGACAAUAUGUCUGUUGUUAUACUUAUACAUUGCUUUAAAUUUGCUGUGAAAGUGCAAUAUUCGGCAUUUAAUUUAGUGGGCAAAAUUUACGACACUAUAAAAGUUCUAAGAGGGCUGAUGUUGAAAGGGCCAAAACGUUGGUGAGGAUCAGACUGUAUCUUGAUAUUGUGCCAGCGAAUAUUUAACACUUUUAUUUUACUCCAACAAUACCUAUUCAACUUAAAUUUGGUCGGCACAAAGGCAUAUACUUUUAGCCGUUUUUGUUUUACGCGGACACCGAUCAAGAAUUUUACCACCUAAUUUUGUAUAAUCGAUUAUACAGUUUUUACUGACCAAAAAUUUUCAGUAUUAAUAUCUUUCCUGUAAAAUUAUGUACUGCAAAGAUACUCCGUACAUUUAAUGCAAUCUGAUAAGGUUAUCAGUUAACGUUUAAACUUUUAAAGCACUUUUACUUGGUGACGAUAUUAACUUUUAAUGUUUAAUAAACUAAGUGUUAUAUUACUGCGGUUUAGCUUUUGUGGUCAUGUCUCUUUCAACACGAAACAAAAUGUAUCGUAUUUUUAUAAUUCCAAGAAAGUGUAAUUUAAAUUCUACAUCGAAUGCCAUUAUUUUAAUGCACACUCUUUUGAA